Molecule: messenger RNA, 2914 nt
Organism: Cryptotermes secundus
Lineage: Eukaryota; Metazoa; Arthropoda; Insecta; Blattodea; Kalotermitidae
Gene: Mrgn1
Product: probable E3 ubiquitin-protein ligase MGRN1
Exons: 13
Coding region: 104-2167 (687 amino acids)
Biological process (GO): protein ubiquitination
Cellular component (GO): cytoplasm
Molecular function (GO): ubiquitin protein ligase activity
Source: RefSeq, a predicted model, not a curated record
UGACAAUGCUGAUUGGUGUAUGGAGAAUAGGGAAUUGUAAUGUGUCUUUGUUUCGUAGAUUUUAGUUUGUUUUAUCCGUAUCUACCGUACAUGACUUUUUAAUAUGGGAGCCUUAACAAGCAGACAGCAUGCUGGAAUAGAAGAAGUCGAUAUUGUAUCAAAUCAUGCUUAUAAGUAUCCACCUAGAUCAGGAAAUUAUUUUGGUAGCCAUUUCAUUAUGGGCGGAGAGAGGUUUGAUACUCCACAGCCAGAAGCCUACUUGUUUGGAGAAAAUGCUGAUCUGAACUUCCUAGGAAGUAGGCCGACCCCAUUCCCAUAUCCUCCACCACAGGCCAAUGAGCCAACAAAGACAUUGAAAAGCCUUGUUAACAUCCGAAAGGAAUCACUGAGAUUUGUUCGAUCGCCAGAAAGUGUCAAUAAGUGUGGUGAAAAUGAUAUAGAAGCUGCUAAAUCUACUCAGUUCAACAUUGAAUUCACAUUUGACUGCGAUGCUCGGUGUGCCAUCACUAUCUGUUAUUUCUGCACAGAGGAUUUCACAGCAAAUGGAGUAGUGUACACACCUCGUGAUCCAUGUAUGAACUCUGAAACAUAUCAUUAUAAACGUGGGGCAAAUCAACAGUUCUGCCAGGUAUCUCAUACUUUUGAUCCAAGUCAGUACUUGGAGGAAGAAUUAACGUACAAUCCAGACCGAGAUGUGAUUCCUAUAGCAAUUCAUUGUGUUGCAGAAGAUGGAGGAGAAGAACCACGACAGUCUCACACAACAAUUGCAGUGGUAGACCGCCAUUCAGAUGGGACAUAUGUCCUCAAAGCGUUGAAGCAAAAGCUGUUUGUGGAUGGACUGUGCUAUCUUUUACAGGAAAUUUAUGGUAUUGAAAACAAGAACAAUGAUAAUAACAAGAGUGCUGGAGAUGAGGAUACAGAAGACAAUGGUUCAGAAUGUGUGAUAUGCAUGUGUGAUGUAAGAGACACUUUGAUUUUGCCCUGCCGACAUCUCUGCCUGUGCAACUCUUGUGCUGAUUCUCUCCGCUACCAGGCAAAUAACUGUCCCAUCUGCCGAGCACCCUUCCGGGCCUUGUUACAAAUUCGUGCACUACAGAAGUCCACCACAGCUCCCCAAGGGGCCAUCUUGCCUCCAGAGGGAAGUUGUGAAAACAUUCCAGCGGGCUAUGAGUCAGUGUCCCUCAUUGAGGCACUCAAUGGGCCUUGUCCAACGCGAUCUGUACCUGCAGCUCCCCCCUUGGAUGUUGCUGAAACUCCUGACCAGGAAGUGGCUGCACAGGCAGUUGAGGUGCUCAACAGGUCCAGCAUUGAGAGAACUCCAUCAUCACUGAAACAAGCUUCCAGUCCUGAAGAGUGCAUGUUAACAAAGAGUCCAAGAAGCAGUGCAUGCCACACUCCAGAGUUCCGGAUGUCCGUACUUCUGGCUAGAGAAGAGGAGAGUCACAAGGAUCAAACAACAAAGUCACCACUGUUAGUUCAACACUGCAGUCGCCCCAACAGCCGUGAUAAGAGUGCACUCAGGCCUCGUGACACAGUGAGGCUUGUUAAUGAGAAGACUGUACUUGAUCAGGAUGAGACACAAGAUGAAGACAGCGAAGCUGAGAAGUUGUCUCCACUCUUGGAUGCAGCUACUAGUACUGACCCUCUGCCCCUUGACUCUGUAAUGGUACCACAUGGUGAUGUUCUUGAGGAUGAUGAUGAUUUGGAGAUGAAGGUGGACGUUGGUGAGGGUGAGGGUGAACUAGCCACUAUGGCCAAUAGUAGUCAAGUUGGACUUACUGGGAAGGUUGUUGUGGGAGGUGGUGAUGCUGACACAGGACCAGUGGCAGCUGCUGGGGAGGACUCAGACUACUACACUCCAGAGGAUCCGCCUACUACCAUACUGAGCCCCUUGCAUGCAGACAAGGAACGUCCAUUUACAUCAAGUGCACCCCCAUCCAAUGUUCCAUCAUCUGUGGAAAGCACACCAGGAAGAUGGAUACCAGGUGUAAAAGAAGGAUUGAUGGGUGUCUCCCUUCCUGGUACACCAUUAAGCACAACAAGUCACCUCAGCAAUCGUUCGAGUGGUGAUAGUUACAGUUCUAGCAGCUCUACUCGACAGCUGUUAGCAGCUGCAGGUGGCCACCAUGACAUUAACAACAGUCAGGAUAAAUCAGUGCAAUUGUAGGUAGUAAAUGCAGCUUAAGGAUUCUUCUGGUCAUUUUCAUUAUGAAAUGAAGAGGAAGAGGAGGAUGAACAGAUGGAUGAGUGAAUGAAUACAAGAUGGGUAUUGCAUGUAGCAUUCUUGGGAGAAGUGGAAAGUGCAUACAAAUUUUGGUCAGAAGUCCUUAAUUGGCAGACUAACUUGGUCUAGGCAUAGAAUGGAAGACAGUAAGUAUUAAAAUGGGUCUCAGAUAAGUAGGGUGGGAGGGUGUGGACUCAAUUUGGCUGGGGUCAGGGACCAGUGACAGGUUCUAGUGACCAUGGUAGGAAACAUUGGGGUUCCUCGAAGGUGGAAAGACAUUUCUGCUGUUGCAGAGUUGUCUUAGCAUUUAGAAUUCAUCUUCCACAAGCAAAUAGUGUAGCAUAUUGAAAAAUGGCUAGUGUUAUAAAAUAUAAAAUUAGUGUACUAGAGAAAAUUCUCACUUCUGUCUUCUCAGAUUUUUUCCAAAUAUCUUGAACUGAAGAAGUUAUUCUCACACAUGUCUAAUAUGUGGCUUAGUUUACAUUCCUUUACAAUUAUUAUUAUUAUUAUUAUACAUUUCUGUUCUUUGUUCAUUGAAAUAUAGAAAAUAAUCAUGUGACUUUAGCAUGGAACUGUGCAAGAACUUUUGAAGACAAUUGUACUGCAUUGUGUCAAGAUAUUAGACUAGCUGUUUCUGGUCUGCUUGAGCUAAUCAUGUCAGGUCCAAUAUACAACAGCAAUUAAAUGGAA